AUGUCAGCCGAUGAAGAGCAACAACCUGCAACGACCAUGGAGGACCUCGUCUUCGUCACCAUCUCGCACCCCGACGCGAUCAAGGCCAAACACACGCAGCGAUGCAUCCGCCAGCGUGUUAUGCGCGACAUUGGCCGGGCGCGCCGGACACGCCAGGCUCUGCCCAGCUGGGAGCUCGCCGUCGCUGUGCCCCGGGCGCUGGACCCUGCCAACACCGCGUAUUACCCCACGGCCCCCGACUCGCGCGGCCUACAGCUGCUCCAGUUUAUGACCAGUGAGGCUGUCUACCGGCCGUUCCGCGGUGUCUGGUUCGCUGCGGCGCUGACCGACCGCAGCGCCUUUACGCUGUGUCUGGCCAACGCGGCCAUGUUCUGGGACCAGCAGGCACAUCCAGAUGGAUUCCAAUAUACUAGGAGCGCCGAGUGUCUGGCCUACUACGGGGACUGCGUGGCGCAGGUCUCGCGCCGGCUGGCCAGUCCGCAAGAAUGCCGCGGCGCGGGCAUCAUCAAUGCGAUUCUCGGUAUGCUGUGCCAUGAUCUCUAUGUCAGUACGUGGGAGCGCUGGGCAAUUCACGUCGCCGGACUGCAGCGUAUCGUUACACUUCGAGGAGGGUAUCAAGGGCUGGACCUGAAUACACGCCUCUUCAUUCUAUGGUUCGAUGUCCUCGGGUGUGCUGUCCAGGACCUCCCUCCGCGCUUCACGGCAAUGGCCGCCGAUGUCGAGGAGGUGGAUUACAGUUCCCCGUCGCGGUUUGUUCGCUCGCUAGUUGCAGCAUCGACGGACUUUACAGACCUUGCGAUCGCCCUCCGGAGCGUCUGCUCGAUCGCUGCGUUUGUAGAGAGGAACACAGGCCAGCAGCCGACAUUCUGGAGACAGGAGGACAAUGUUAUGGCAAUCAAGCUAUUCAUGCCGGCCACCCGCCUGCUGCUGUCGCUAUCUCGGCCCUCCUCCGGGUUCUUGUCUCCCGUGCAGUCUUCUAAGGAGGCUGCUCGUCUUGCGCUGUUGAUCCUCCUGGCAGCUUUGAAGAGAGAUCUGUUUCUGCUCUCUGCAGAUGAGAUGGUGCCCUUGCACGACAAGUUCGCUACGCUAGUUGAGAGCUCUCCGCCUGCAGGCGACGCUGUCUGCUUGAAACUGUGGCUGUGGGCGCUUAUCACGGUCUCUCUUUGCUGCAGGCCUCACCCGGAUGCAAUAUGUCAAACGAUGCUUCAGCUGGGGAUUUUAACUGGAAGAGACGCCAUCCACUCAAUCAAAGAUAUCAUUUGGAUCGAAGGCUCGCUGUGGCCAACUGAUGCGAUCGAAGACAUAGUAAGGUGA
Molecule: messenger RNA, 1314 nt
Organism: Penicilliopsis zonata CBS 506.65
Lineage: Eukaryota; Fungi; Ascomycota; Eurotiomycetes; Eurotiales; Aspergillaceae
Exons: 3
Coding region: 1-1314 (437 amino acids)
Source: RefSeq, a predicted model, not a curated record